Messenger RNA from Paramecium tetraurelia, 1254 nucleotides. RefSeq lists its product as uncharacterized. Gene Ontology annotation, cellular component: cytoplasm. The transcript is spliced from 3 exons. Lineage: Eukaryota; Ciliophora; Oligohymenophorea; Peniculida; Parameciidae. Gene Ontology annotation, molecular function: protein serine/threonine kinase activity; ATP binding. Gene Ontology annotation, biological process: intracellular signal transduction; protein phosphorylation. The record is from RefSeq and is a predicted model, not a curated record.
AUGAACAAAUCCAAAUUUACAUAGAAAAACGUUGUUAGAUCAUGCACAUUGAGUUCAACCCAUUAAAAUCCAAUACUUCUAAUGCUCAAUCCAAACACCAAGUUUAUUGACAUAAUGAAAUUGAUUCAGAUCGUUUGGAGAUAAAACGCAGAUUAAUUAAGACUCUUUUUAUGUGAUGGAACUGAAAUCGAAGAAACAGACCUAAUUAAUAUCAAGAAAGGCACGCAUUUGUUUGCUCUAUUGAAAAAUGAGGAGAAAGAUUUAAUGAAUUUAAAGUUAGGCUAUGAUAUCAUAAAAAGAAUAGGGGAAGGUGGAUAAGCACUAGUAUUUUUGGGAAAGCACAAAGUAACUAAUGAGUUAGUGGCCAUAAAGAAGGUAAGUGCAGCUACUUAGUAAGAUUAAGCGUUGGAAAUGCUGGAACAAGAAUCUCUGAUACUAAAACAAUUAGAUCAUCAAAAUAUAGUAAAAUUAUAUGAGAAAUUUGUAUGUUCAGAAUCCAAAGAAGUCAUUCUGAUUAUGGAGUACUUACAUGGAGGAUAAUUAUUAGCUCAGGCAAAUUCUUAAUUAACCGAAGUUUAAGCUAAACACUUUUCCAAUCAAAUAGUAGAUGCUAUUGCUUAUUGUCAUGAAAGAAAAAUCGUUCAUUGUGAUUUAAAAUUAGAAAAUAUUAUGCUUUCAACACCUUCUUAAAAAUCAAUAAAAAUAAUUGAUUUUGGAGUUUCCAAUUAUUUCGGACAACCUUUUGAUAAAGACAAUAUUCUAGGAACUCUCUCCUAUUUGGCUCCAGAAGUAUUGUCUACUUCAUAUAAAUUCAUUCAACCUGGCUAAGAUGUUUGGGCAAUCGGGUGCAUAAUAUAUGGAUUAGUCUUUGGGAAACUUCCAUUCGAAGGUAACAGUCCCUCUGAAACAUAUCGAAACAUUCUAUCGUGCAAUUAUUAGAUUCCAAAAAAGUCAGUGUCCAAGGAACUUAUGCACUUGCUGAGUAUAAUAUUUGUAGCGAAUCCAAAGGAGAGAGCCAACAUUUUUGAUAUAUAAUCUCAUCGUUGGUUAAAUGAACAUGCAAAGAUACUUAAGUUAAAUAUCAAUGGAAUUAAUAUUCGUAUUGGGAGGUCUUCUAGUGUUGUUAAAAUGCAUUCGACAAGAAAAUCAAAUGAUGAAGACUAUGGUUAAGUCAUUAGUUAAAGAAAAAUAGCAUGUAGUAGAAGAUCUGUUACUAGACUGGAUAAAAUAUCCUUUGUAGUAAAAUAUAAAUGA